Sinocyclocheilus rhinocerous is the source of this 1516-nucleotide messenger RNA. RefSeq names its product 4-hydroxy-2-oxoglutarate aldolase 1 (gene hoga1). Lineage: Eukaryota; Metazoa; Chordata; Actinopteri; Cypriniformes; Cyprinidae. The coding region runs from base 318 to 1346 and encodes 342 amino acids. Gene Ontology annotation, biological process: glyoxylate catabolic process. The transcript has 8 exons. Gene Ontology annotation, cellular component: mitochondrion. The record is from RefSeq and is a predicted model, not a curated record. Gene Ontology annotation, molecular function: 4-hydroxy-tetrahydrodipicolinate synthase activity; (R,S)-4-hydroxy-2-oxoglutarate aldolase activity.
UAAAUCAUAUAACGUGGAAUGACUGCUUUAGCUAAAGUAUAUGUAAUUUAUAAACAACCUCGAAGCUCAUGGUACAUCUGUUAAAUUUUGUAUUUCAAAGUGAAUUCCCUUAAGGAGAUAAUGAAAGGGAUUUUUACUCCCGGAAGCAGAAUAGUGCGCUUUAAAGGAGAACCUAACAAGUCGCGCAAGUGCUGUUGACAUAUCUCAAAACAAUUAUUUAUAAGUGACAGCACGCUAGAAUAACAAUAAACACUAUUAAUACUUCUACAUUGAGUUGUGACAGUACUUGUCAAGGUCUCUGAUAGAGUAAGACUUCUAUGCUUCUGCGAGACUGGUUGAACAUCUGCAGACGGAUCACACCCAGCGGCAUGUUUGCAACACGAAGAAGCUUCAGUCUUCUGUGCAGAGGAUCAGCUGCUUCAACAUGGAGAAAUAAAAGUCAAAGUGCUGCGAAGAGGCUGGAUAUAAGGGGGAUUUAUCCUCCCAUUGCCACUCCAUUCACUCAGAGUGAAGAUGUGGAUUACCAAAGACUUGAUGACAAUCUUAAGAAGUACGGCAACUUACCUUUCAGAGGUCUGGUUGUGCAGGGCUCUAAUGGGGAAUAUCCAUACCUGACACCGGAGGAGAGGGUUGAGGUGGUGAAGAGAGUCAAACAGGCGCUGCCAAAAGACAAGUUACUCAUGGCUGGAUCUGGCUGUGAAUCCACCAGAGCCACGAUCCAAAUGAGCCAGCAAAUGGCAGAUGCCGGGGCUGACUGUUUGUUAGUGGUAACACCUUGCUUUUACCGCGGUCGAAUGGAUAGCCGAGCUCUUAUAAACCACUACGCUAAGGUGGCAGAUUCCAGUUCAGUGCCAGUUGUGUUGUACAGCGUGCCAGCAAACACGGGUCUCGACCUGCCUGUGGAUGCAAUAAUCCAACUUUCCCAGCAUCCAAAUAUUGUCGGCCUCAAAGACAGUGGUGGAGAUAUCUCCAGAAUAGCUCUGAUUGUGCAGAAAACCAGAUCGCAGGGUUUCCAGGUUCUUGCAGGAUCUGCUGGUUUCCUCGUGGCUGCAUAUGCUGUCGGGGCCGUGGGAGGCGUGUGUGCUCUCGCAAAUGUCCUGGGUCAGCAGGUGUGUGAUCUAGCGCAGCUGUGUGUUUCAGGACGCUGGGAUGAGGCCAGAGAGCUCCAAUAUCGCCUCAUCGAACCCAACACAGCAGUAACGCGGCAGUAUGGCGUUCCCGCUUUGAAACAAGCAAUGGAGUGGUUUGGAUAUCACGGCGGUGUGUGCCGGUCCCCGCUGCAGCCUUUAUCAAAGGCAGAUUUAGAGCAGCUUCAAGUCAAAUUCUCCUCCAAUGGUUGGCUGUAGAAGCAGGAAGGCCAACGGAAUCAAAGGGUUACAGUACUCAGGUGUUCUAAAACAGAAUGUUUAAUUAUUCUUUUUGUGUUAUCAUUAAUUCAAGCUGACUUUAUAAAGAGAUUUUCAUCAUAACGUUGCAUUAAAAUAUAAUUUGCAAGCUACAUCUUAUUCUUGUUUUG